Talaromyces rugulosus is the source of this 1632-nucleotide messenger RNA. RefSeq lists its product as uncharacterized. Gene Ontology annotation, molecular function: telomerase inhibitor activity; G-rich strand telomeric DNA binding. The record is from RefSeq and is a predicted model, not a curated record. The transcript is spliced from 3 exons. NCBI's taxonomy places the organism in Eukaryota, Fungi, Ascomycota, Eurotiomycetes, Eurotiales, Trichocomaceae. The coding region runs from base 1 to 1632 and encodes 543 amino acids. Gene Ontology annotation, cellular component: chromosome, telomeric region; nuclear telomere cap complex. Gene Ontology annotation, biological process: regulation of telomere maintenance via telomerase; telomere capping.
AUGCCCCCAUCGAUACCACCGCGAUUCUCGGGCGUCAGCAAAGCACAAGACUCACAGGGACAUCAUAAUGUCAUUGGUGUUGUAGUCGACUGUCUGCCGAAGGCCAAGUCCGGUGGUACCUCUUAUUCUGUCACAUUCACAAUCAAAGAUUCCGAUUAUGGUCCCGGAAAUCAUACUUGGGAGGGUCUGAAGAUCAAAUAUUUCAAUGACGAUGAACAUCGACUGCCAGAUGUGAAAGUCAAUGAUGUGAUUCUCCUUCGCCAGCUUAGAGUCCGGCCUCAUCAUGGGUCUUUAUUUGGUGUUGUUUCCAACAAGGACCAUGUUUCGUGGGCUGUUUUUCGUCAGCCCGAGAGUUCCGAGUCCUUGACCAUGCCAGCCUAUAGUCCCGGGGCUAGGGCGCUUAGUCGCGAAGAAGAUGCAUAUGCAAAGUCUCUAUUGAACAGUGCUGUUCAUACCGAAUCUCAGGUUCCACCAAGUCAAACCAAAGGUCAAGCAGUGGGGCUAAGCGCUGAAGUGAAGCCACAAUCAACAAAGAACCGAGACAGAUUUUCAUUGAUCAAGGCUGUCGCUCCUAAAAAGUUCGCCGAUCUCAUUGUUCAUGUGGUCAAGACUUGGUACGAUGACAACACGGUCAACCUGUAUGUCACCGAUUACACCGUGAACAAGGCUCUUUUCAAUUAUGACGACGAUAAGUCAGACAACGAGGAUGAGGAUGAGGGCGAGGGCCGCACUGGCGAUCGCUUCGGCUAUUUGGGAACUUCCACCCGGGUGAAUCGAAUAUGGCGUGGACCUCAUGGACGGAUGACAUUACAAGUCACACUAUGGCAACCGCACUCGGCGUAUGCCAAAGAUAACGUGCAAGAGGACUCCUAUGUCGCCUUGAAUAAUGUGCAUAUUAAAUCAGAGACACAAACCGGCCGGACAGAGGGUGUUAUACACACCGACCGAAUGUAUCCAGACAAAGUCGGGAUUCGCCUUUUGGACGACGAAGAUGACGACCCGCGAUUUCUUGAGCUCAAGCAAAGAAAGCGGGAGUAUUGGAGACAGAAUAAACUCAAAAGAGGUCAGAUCGCCGAGGAACUGGGAGAAGAAGGUGGUCCGAAGAAAAUCACAAAGAAGAGGCGGAAGGAACUGCUGCGUCAAAAGAAACAGCAGCAACAGAAGCAGCAGGCUGCCCAGAAGCGAGAAGAAGGACAACCUGAAAUUGCUGCGAUUCUUCGCGCAGACAAAGCCAAUCCUCACAUACAAGCAAAGAAUCCGGCCAAAGUCUGUCGCACUCUUUUGGAUAUCCUAGCCAACAGCUCCCAUGUGGCCUCCUUACCCGGAGGCAUUGAAUAUCGGCUUCCCUUUCAGAAUGUCAACUAUCGCACGACUGUCCGAGUAGUCGAUUUUUUCCCGCCCGAUAUCUCCGAUUUUGCCGUUUCUUACAAUCCCGACUACGAAACUUCUGAAGAUGACGAAGACGAUGUUUCAUCGACACGCCGAGUCAGAUGGGAAUGGCGUUUCUGUCUUCUUGUCGAAGACGCAAAAAUCGCACCGGGCCAAUCUCGAAACCGCGUAAAGCUGUUUGUCAGUGGAGCCGAAGCCGUGUUCUUGCUCAAACUGGAUGCCGUAGAGUAUGACUGGCCUUAA